Beauveria bassiana ARSEF 2860 is the source of this 1965-nucleotide messenger RNA. RefSeq names its product chloride-bicarbonate anion exchanger AE2. Gene Ontology annotation, cellular component: fungal-type vacuole; plasma membrane. The coding region runs from base 1 to 1965 and encodes 654 amino acids. The transcript has 5 exons. Lineage: Eukaryota; Fungi; Ascomycota; Sordariomycetes; Hypocreales; Cordycipitaceae. The record is from RefSeq and is a predicted model, not a curated record. Gene Ontology annotation, molecular function: borate efflux transmembrane transporter activity; solute:inorganic anion antiporter activity. Gene Ontology annotation, biological process: transmembrane transport; monoatomic ion homeostasis; monoatomic anion transport.
AUGGAUACUACCACCACCACCAAUAGCACUACUCGUGGCCCCGACGAGGCCAACAUCCUUCCGGUAACGGAACAGCAGCAGACGCCGCAAGCGCCAGCACCGGCAACAACCGAGGCAAAGCCAUGGUGGCACAUUCGUCUCUUUCGCGGCAUGGUCAACGAUAUUCGGCAGCGCGCGCCGUACUAUCUGAGCGACUGGACUGACGCCUGGGACUAUCGCGUCGUCCCGGCCACGGUGUACAUGUACUUUGCAAACAUCUUGCCGGCUUUGGCCUUUUCGCUCGACAUGUUUCAAAACACGGCGUCCAACUAUGGCGUAAAUGAGGUGCUGCUAUCGUCUGUCUUGGGCGCAGUCGUCUUUUCUCUGGUGGCUGCGCAACCGCUCGUCAUUGUUGGCGUAACUGGACCGAUCACCGUCUUCAACUACACCGUCUACGACAUUAUGCAUCCCACUGGCGUCGACUACCUCGGCUUCAUGGGCUGGAUCGGCAUAUGGUCCCUCAUCCUGCACUGGAUCCUCGCCGUGACCAACUCGUGCAACUGGCUGCGCUGGGUGACGCGCUUCCCCUGCGAUAUUUUCGGCUUCUACGUCGCCUGCAUCUACCUCCAAAAGGGCGUGCAGGUGCUCGAGCGCCUGGGCCACGGACCCGACUUUUACCUCUCCGUCGUCGUCGCCCUCCUCGUCUUCAUCGUCGCCUACGUCUGCAGCGCGCUCGGCGCCAGCGGCCUCUUUCGCCACGAGGUCCGCGUCUUCCUCAAGGACUACGGCACCCCGCUUACCCUCGUCUUCUUCACCGGCUUCGUGCACUUUGGCCGCAUGCAAGAGGUCGACCUGCAGCGGCUGCCCACGGGCAUCGCCUUUGAGCCGACGAUUCAGCGCGGUUGGGUUGUCAGGUUCUGGGAGCUCGGCGUCGGCGACGUCUUUAUCGCGUUGCCGUUUGCGGUUCUGCUCACCAUUCUCUUUUGGUUUGACCACAACGUCUCCUCGCUCAUCGCUCAGGGCAGCGAGUUCCCCCUCCGCAAGCCCGCCGGAUUCCACUGGGACCUUUUUCUGCUCGGUCUCACCACCGGCAUCGCCGGCCUCCUCGGCCUUCCCUUUCCCAACGGGCUGAUCCCGCAGGCGCCCUUUCACACCGAAUCCCUCUGCGUGACGCGGCCCGUCAAGCAGCUCGACGAAAAGGGCGACCACAAAGGCGACUUCUACUUUGAGGCAACGCAUGUCGUCGAGCAGCGCGUGUCCAACCUCGCGCAGGGCCUCCUCACCCUCGGCACCAUGACGGGCCCGCUGCUCGUCGUCCUGCACCUCAUCCCCCACGGCGUCCUUGCCGGCCUCUUCUUCAUCAUGGGCUUCCAGGCCCUCGAGGCCAACGGCAUCACCGCAAAGGUCCUCUUUCUUGCCCGCGACCGCCACCUCACGCCCACCGCCGCCCCGCUUCGCGCCGUCCGCCGCCGCGCCGCCAUAUGGUGCUUCGUCGCCGUCGAGCUCCUCGGCUUCGCCGCCACCUUUGCCAUUACCCAGACCGUCGCCGCCGUCGGCUUCCCCGUCUUCAUCCUCGCCCUCAUCCCCAUCCGCGCCAUGCUUCUGCCGCGCUGGUUCACACAAGAGGAGCUUGCUCUGCUUGACGGCCCCACGGCGUCCGACUUUACCAUGGAGGGCAUCGGCGGCUCCUGGGGCGGCGGUGGCGGCGCCUCCGCCGAGGACGCGCCGCCGCAAGAAGGAGACGAUGGCGCCGAGCGACGGCAGCAGCGUUAUGAGGGUGGUGAUGGCGUCCGCGAAGGCUCGCCCGCGCCCAGCAGCGCGUUUCGUCGCCGCAGAGGCAGCUCGGCCCGCGACAGCGUCCUCGUGACGCCUGGCGGCCCGCGCAAGAGCCAGGAGGACAUGGCGGAGCUGGGCCGCAUGCCCAGCGGCCAGAGCACGGCGACCAGACGCAGCGCGGGGCGGGGAUCAAGCAUGGCGCAGAGGUAA